Trachymyrmex septentrionalis is the source of this 3754-nucleotide messenger RNA. Its product is annotated as probable phosphorylase b kinase regulatory subunit alpha. Gene Ontology annotation, biological process: glycogen metabolic process. Gene Ontology annotation, cellular component: phosphorylase kinase complex. Gene Ontology annotation, molecular function: calmodulin binding. The transcript is spliced from 15 exons. NCBI's taxonomy places the organism in Eukaryota, Metazoa, Arthropoda, Insecta, Hymenoptera, Formicidae. The record is from RefSeq and is a predicted model, not a curated record. The coding region runs from base 197 to 3754 and encodes 1185 amino acids.
GCUUGACAUUCGUUUCACAUUGUGUUUUAGUUAUAUUUACUUGAUUGAUUGUCAAAAAAAUGUGAUUCUCCUACUUUUUCAAAGAAUACCGACUCGACGUUUAGACUGCUUAGUAUCGAUACUAUGGAAAUCUGAUUGAUAAAUCUAGAAUUUCUGGAAUCAAAGAUUAGCAGUUGUUAUUGAGUAAAAGCACAAAAUGCGCAGCAGAAGCAACUCUGGCGUCCGUUUGGACUAUUACCAGCGGAUUGUCCACAAAAUAAUCAUGAAUUAUCAGAAUCCUGUUACUGGACUCUUUCCUGCAAGUCCUGACAAUGACCAUGCCUGGAUACGGGAUAACGUUUAUUGCAUACUUGCUGUAUGGGGUCUAUCAAUGGCUUAUAAAAAGAUAGCAGAUGCUGAUGAGGAUAGAGCGAAGACAUACGAACUCGAACAGAGCUGUGUAAAGCUAAUGAGAGGUCUCCUGAUGGCAAUGAUGCAGCAGAAGGAGAAAGUGGAAAAGUUUAAGUCUACUCAAAAUCCACAUGAUGCCUUGCAUGCAAAGUAUAGCUCUACCAAUGGUCAAAGUGUAGUUGGAGAUACAGAGUGGGGACAUCUUCAAAUCGAUGCAAUUUCUCUGUAUCUUUUAAUUCUGGCUCAAAUGACAGCAUCUGGCUUACAAAUUGUUUUUAAUUUGGAUGAGGUGGCUUUUAUUCAGAACUUGGUAUUUUAUAUCGAAUCUGCCUAUUGCACUCCGGAUUAUGGAAUUUGGGAGAGAGGGGAUAAAACGAAUCACGGUUUACCAGAAUUAAAUGCAAGUAGUAUCGGAAUGGCCAAGGCUGCAAUGGAGGCAAUGAACGAAUUGGAUUUAUUUGGUGCAAGAGGUGGCCCUACAUCAGUUAUUCAUGUUCUGGCCGAUGAGGCACAAAAGUGUCAAGCAGUACUGCAAUCCAUGCUGCCUAGAGAGUCAAACUCCAAAGAGCUGGAUAGUAGUUUGCUAUCGAUUAUAAGUUUCCCUGCGUUUGCAGUAGAUGAGCCUAACUUAAUUCACGAAACACGUGAGGCUAUUACCAAGAAAUUACAAGGACGAUAUGGUUGUAAAAGAUUUUUGAGGGAUGGAUAUAAAACACCAAAAGAGGACAUGAAUAGAUUGUAUUAUGAACCAUGGGAGCUUCGUAUGUUUGAGAAUAUCGAAUGUGAAUGGCCACUAUUCUUUUGUUAUUUAAUAUUGGAUUACUGCUUCCAAGGCAAUAAAGAAACAGUUGAGACGUGCACUAAACAGUUGGAAGAAGUAAUGAUUAAAGCGGAAGAUGGUAUGAAAUUGGUGCCUGAAUUAUACUCCGUCGCACCUGAGAAUGUAUCAGCGGAGUAUGCUGAACCUGGUAGCCAAAAUCGAAUAGCUUUAGGCAGGUGUCCAUUUAAGUGGGCACAAUCUCUUUAUAUUCUAGGAAAAUUGCUGCAAGAGGGAUUUCUUGCAGUUGGCGAGUUAGAUCCCUUAAAUAGACGAUUAUGCAGCGAGAAAAAGCCGGAUGUUGUGGUACAAGUAGUUAUCUUGGCAGAAGAUACAGAAAUCAGGGAAAAAAUUGCACAGCACGAUAUUCAUGUACAAACAAUUGCAGAAGUUGCACCGAUUGAGGUACAACCUGCAAAAGUCCUCAGUCAUUUGUACACAUAUUUAGGACGCAACAAAAAAUUAGGACUGUCCGGGCGUAAGUCAAGGGAUGUAGGAAUUCUCAGCACUAGUAAACUGUAUUCCUUACAUGAUAAGAUAUUCGCGUUCACGCCACAGAAAUUUGACACGGAGGAGUACUACACAACAUACGACGUCGACCUGCUUGUGAACACUUUUACAACCACCUUGGCCUUCCUCAAAAUCAACUGGAAGCAAAUGCUCGGCAGACCAACUGUAACCCUUGUCGCUACUCAUAAUCAUUUAGAUCAAGGUAAGAUACCGUUAGCUAUGAUAACUACCUUGAAAAAACUUAAAAGCGGCUACAUCAAUGGUACUAGAGUUUCAUUGGGAAACUUGAAUGAUUUUUUGAGUACGUCGUGUAUCACGAAUCUUAGUUUCCUGGGAAGUUCCGAGGAUGGUCGUCCUGAUAAACUAAAUCCUCAGGUCCAACAAUAUUUGGAGGAACACUUAAUGCGACCAUUUCCUCAUCGUACAGGACUUCUUAAUAAACACGGUCCAAUUCGUACAGGGAAACAUCUGCGGCGUAAAAUGUCUGUGAAAGGCGCGAUAAAAAAAACGCGAUCCAUAGCUGUCGAACCUGAAAUUCUUGGAAUGGCAGGGGAAGACCGUAGACAUUCUACUAUUCUAAUUACAAAUCCAUUUAUUGAAGUGACGGAUACUACCUUGUCUAUCAACGCAACUCAACCAAUGACGAUUGAACGCACACCAUCGCCAACAGACGAGCUGCUAUCGUGGAAAAAUUCUCCCAAAACUAAACAUAGAACAAUAUCUGAGACCCAAUAUGCUGAGACUGAAGUGGAGGAAUUGCUAUCUAUGCUGCGCGAAACAGAAAGUCUUGAAGAGCAAGGAGAUAUUUUGCAGUAUAUUGUGGACUCGAAGGGACUACUUUUUGAUACAGGUGUAGUAGAAGAGGGACAUCCCGUUCUAAUAAAGGAUUUGUUAAAAAGUCUCUAUGAGAAGGCUUGUCAACAGAAAAUGUGGGGUAUUGUACGACACAGCGCGGGUAUGUUGGGUAAAAGAGUGGAAGAUUUAGCGAAGGCGGUUACUGAUUUACUAGUACGACAAAAGCAAGUGACUGUUGGCAUGCCACCGAGCAAUGAGCAUACUAUAGUCGCGCCUCUACCAGAGAAUGAACUGCGAGCUCUGAUUCAUCAGGCAUACGGUGACGACGAAUCGACCGCUAUGCUGACACAAGAAUUACUCGUUUAUCUGGCGAUGUUUAUUAGAACGGAGCCACAAUUAUUCCACGAGAUGCUGAGACUGCGCGUCGGUUUGAUCAUACAAGUUAUGGCGACAGAACUAUCGCGAACAUUAAUUUGCACCGGUGAAGAAGCUUCUGAGCACUUGUUAAAUCUAUCUCCUUUUGAGAUGAAAAAUUUACUGCAUCACAUUAUGAGCGGAAAAGAAUUUGCUAUUAGUAGUGUUGGUCGUGGCAAUUUUUCCGUCAUUAGCUGCAAAUCAAGUAGAGUCAGUAAGAAAUCUCAAAUUGGUGGUUUCUUAAGCGCUGAUCAAAAUGCUGAUAAUGAGGCAGAAGCAGAUCGACAAGGUCAAUGGUUGCGAAGGCGACGAUUAGAUGGUGCGUUAAACAGAGUACCAAGAUGUCACGGUUUAGCCAUUGAAGGAAGAGUACUGCCUCAAAAUCUCACACAGGAAAUGACAUCUGGCGAGUUGAAAUUUGCAUUGGCUGUAGAAACCGUUUUGAAUACUAUACCGCAGCCAGAAUAUCGUCAACUUGUUGUUGAGGCUUUAAUGGUACUAACAUUAGUAACUGAAUAUAACAUUGUGCCAUCUUUAGGUGGUCUGAUUGAAGUUGAACAUUUAGUACAUAAAGCAAACGCUAUUUUCUUGGAAGAUCAGAUGGCUAUCGACGGUGAUGCAACAUUAUGUUGUGCAAAACCAAAAGAGCAACGUGAAAUGACAACUAUGGGAACGCUUCUCUGUGGUGGAGCAGCAUAUAUUUGUCAACACUUUUACGAUACUGCUCCUAGUGGAAGUUAUGGAACGAUGACGUACAUUACAAGGGCUGUCGCUGUGAUACUUGAUUGUCUACCAAAAGAUGGCGACUUAGAAUGCUCAAUAUCGUAA